Messenger RNA from Octopus bimaculoides (California two-spot octopus), 1331 nucleotides. RefSeq lists its product as uncharacterized. Gene Ontology annotation, cellular component: extracellular region. NCBI's taxonomy places the organism in Eukaryota, Metazoa, Mollusca, Cephalopoda, Octopoda, Octopodidae. The record is from RefSeq and is a predicted model, not a curated record. Gene Ontology annotation, biological process: intracellular calcium ion homeostasis. Gene Ontology annotation, molecular function: hormone activity.
AUGUCGAGUAAUGAAAUCACAGACAAAUGCCUGCAAUACAGUAAGGAUUUGGACUGCAGGUUCUAUGAUUGUUUACACGGAAGAUUUCCCUGUGGUGGACCCAAGAAAAAGAAUAGACCUCGUGCUCAUUGUGUGAGAUCCAAGGAAAAAGCACAUAAAUUAACUGACGUGGGUAAAAUCUGGAUUAAUAGUAUCAUAAAAUGUUUCAUGAAAGAGGUGACACUUAUCUACAAACGUCCGUCACUCGAUUGUAAUGAUGUCGACACAUUGAUCCUGGGCACACAACACAAAUGUUACACAGCCAAUGAUUUCUGUAAUGUUGGCUGGGAACACCGCAGGGAACUGUGGAAAAUAUUCAGUGUACCCAUGAGUACGUCUAAAUCACAUUACUAUAAAAUUUGGUCACACAGUAUAAUUAUUUGGAUAUUCGGUCAUUGUAAGCAGAUCACUGCUUAUAAAUGCAAAACAACUCCACACACUCGCCUACAGUUUCAUUUUCCAUACAAAAUCACUGACAAAUGCCUUCAAUACAGUAAGGAUUAUGACUGCAGGUUCUAUGAUUGUUUAAACCAAAGGUUUCCCUGUGGUGAAAGCUCGCGAAAGGGUAAAGCGCGUGCUCAUUGUGUGAAAUCCAAGGAAAGAGCACAUAAAUUGACUGAUGUGGGUAAGAUCUGGAUUAAUAAUAUCAUAAAAUGUUUCGUGAAAGAGAUGACAGAAGUUUACAAACGUCCGUCAUUGGAUUGUACAAAAGGCAACGCAAUGGUCAUGGGCAUACAACAAAGGUGUUACACAUCCAAUGAUUUUUGUAAUGUUGGUUGGGAGCACCGCAAGGAGCUGUGGAAUAUAUUCAAUGAACCCAUAACCUCGUCCAAAUCACAUUUCUAUAAAAUGAUGUGGAAAAAUCUUGGCAACAUCUCUUCAAAAUGCAAUACGGCAACUGCUGAACAGUUACUAGCAUGGAUCAAUACCCACGUCACUGAUAAAAGAAAGAAUUUACAUUAAUGUACCUAGUUACUGGGAGAAUUCAAGAUUUACUAGCGUGUCGCACUUUCGACUUGGUUACUGAAUAUAGCUAUCAAUAAAAUAAUAAUAAUAAUAAUAAUAAUAAUAAUAAUAAUAAUAAUAAUAAUAAUAAUAAUAAUAAUAAUAAUAAUACUACUACUAAUAAUAAUAAUAAUAAUAAUAAUAAAUGGGGACUGUUUCAUUAGUGUAGUAUGUACUUCUAAUCGUGUACAUGUAUACACAAACACUAAUAGCUUCUACAUAGUUAUAUCCCCUAUAUUAUUCAUACAUACAUACAUACAUACAUACAUACAUAAAUACAUACAUAC